GACCAACCCUUUUUAGUCCACAUCUCUCUCUCUCUCUCUCUCUCUCUCUCUCUAUCUAUUCCAAGGAGACUCUCUGUCUCUCUCUCUCUAUUCCAAGAAGACUAAACCCUGUGUUUUUGAGUCCACACCUCUCUCUCUCUCCUUCACUCUUCUUUUCUUGGUAAUAAAAACCCCAUCUUUUUCCCCCUCCUCUUCUUCCUAGAAAUAUAUGAUGUUAGAUUCAUCUUAAGAAUCAAUAGGAUAAAUGGAGGUGAACCCAUCAUCAUAACACCCCUAUCACAAAACAAAAUCCCCCCACUCUCUCUCUCUCAUCCUCUUCUUCUUCCUAAAAGAGAUGAAGAUGAACCCAACAUAAAACCCAACCACAACAACACCAAAAACCCAAUUUUUAUUUUCAUCAAAAGAACCCAAAGAGAGAAGAGAGAGGAGCUCACAUUAAUGGAGAGGUAUGCCCACAUCUCCUUCCCUUUCCCCAUCAUCUUCUCCUGCUUCUUCUUCUUCACCAUCUUCUUCAUCCAUGGCCUUUUAGCUUCUUCCUCACAACUCAAUCAAACCCAAGUGGAGAUCAUGAGAAACCUCUCCAAAACCCUCAACUCCUUAACAGGAUCCAAUUCUGAGUGGAACACCACAAACCCAGAUCCCUGCUCGUGGGAGAGGGUCACUUGCUCUCCCCAAUCCUCUCCAGAUGCUGCAGUGACCCAGCUCUCCUUCUCAGGGCUUGGUCUCUCCACCACCAAAAACUCCUCCUUUUCCACCCUCCUUUUUGAUCUCAUCUGUGGCCUCAACACCCUGGAGCACCUGGACCUCUCCCUCAAUUCCAUCACCACCCUCCCCGAAUCCUUCUUCGCCGACUGCGUCGGGCUCUCCGGAUUGAAGUCCCUGAACCUCAGCUACAACGGGUUGGAUGGAGCACUUGGUAACUUCUCAAACUUUGCGGGUUUGGAGACUCUGGAUUUGUCCUUCAAUCACUUGACAGGGCCUGUUCACAACCAAUUCGAUUCGCUGUCGCGGUUGAAAAGCUUGAAUCUUAGCUCCAAUCGCAUGGUGGGCACAGUUCAGAGCUUGCUCGGCGGUGGUAAAGUUCUCACCUUGGAAGAGUUGGUUCUCUCCUCUAACAAUUUCAGUGGAAACAUACCCAAUUCGGUCUCCGAGUACGCGAACCUCACUCUCCUGGAUCUUAGCCAGAAUAGCUUUAAUGGGUCCCUUCCUAAUGGCUUCGGAGAGUUUCCGAAGCUGGAAACCCUCCUCCUCUCCUCAAACAACCUCGUCGGGGAUAUCCCGGCGAGCUUAUCCGGUAUCGCGACGCUCUCGCGCUUCGCGGCCAAUGAGAACAAGUUCUCCGGGACAAUCCCCGGCGGGCUCACAAAGUACAUGAGGAUUUUGGACCUCAGUUACAAUCAAUUAGGCGGGGAAAUCCCUUCCGACCUCCUAUCGCCGCCUAGUUUGGAGUCGGUCGAUCUCACCGGUAAUCAUCUUGAAGGGGCCAUCCCCGCAAACUUGUCGCAAGGGCUUUAUCGUCUUCGACUUGGCGGGAAUUUGCUCAAUGGAACAAUUCCGGAGGCGAUUGGGCUACUCUCGGGCUUGAAAUACUUAGAAUUGGAAGGUAACAAGUUGGAUUCGGGUAUCCCUUCUCAAAUCGGCGAUUGCGAGAAUCUCACACUGUUGAAUCUCGCUGACAAUCGUUUGCGGGGAGGGAUUCCAAAAGAGUUGGGUAAUCUUCGGCAAUUAGUGGAGUUGGAGCUCCAGAUGAACAAUCUUAGUGGAGGGAUACCUAAUGAGAUUUUCCAGCUUUCUAGCCUGAGCACGCUAAAUCUCAGCCGAAAUUCUUUCUCCGGGGAGAUAUCGUCGGCGAUUUCCGGCUUGAAAAAGCUUACGAAUUUGGAUUUGAACGACAACAUGUUCUUUGGAUCGAUACCCAGCUCGAUUAACAACUUGAAUAAUUUGAUCGAGCUUCAAUUGGGGAACAACAACUUGAGUGGGACAGUUCCGCCCAUGCCGAGUAGCUUAACGAUCGCUCUAAACCUAAGCAGCAACCUCUUCGGAGGGUCGAUACCUUCGUAUCUCGGCUCUUUGUCCGAAUUGGAAGUUCUCGAUCUCUCCCACAAUAAUUUUUCCGGCGAAGUCCCAAACUCUCUCACUAAGCUGCAAUCUUUAACGCUUUUGGUGCUCUCUUAUAAUCGACUCUCCGGGGUCCUUCCUCAGUUCCCUCCUUACGUGAAUGUCAUUACAAAUGGAAAUGUGGACCUUAUAGGAACCAAUGAUGGAACCGGCACUGUCACAAAGAAGAAGAGAUCGAGUCUUAUGAUCAUCAUACUCGCUAUAAUUGGUGCUUUUCUUGGUUUGGGCUUAAUUGCGGCGGUACUUCUAUAUGUGUUUUCUAAGAGAUUUUAUCGGGUGGAAGAUGAAGGUAUCGAAAUCUCGGAGAACCCUCCUCAAAUUGUGGAUGGUUGUUUCGUGACGUCGAACAGCAUCCACCGGUCCGCGAUCGACUUCUCCAAAGCCAUGGAAGCAGUUUCGGACCCGCGCAACGUCACUCUCAAAACGAGGUUUUGUACCUAUUACAAAGCUGCGAUGCCGAACGGAACCAGCUACUCGGUAAAGAAGCUCAACUGGAGCGACAAGAGCGUCCCGAGCGGGACCCACGAGAAGUUCGGGCAAGAGCUUGAAAGCUUGGGGAGGCUAAGCAGUUCGAACGUAAUGGUUCCGCUCGCUUACGUACUGACCGAGGAUAGCGCUUAUCUCUUCUACGAGAACGCGCACGAAGGGACGUUGUUCGAGUUUCUUCAUAGAAGUAAAGAAAACAUUUUGGAUUGGUCGUCCAGGUACAGUAUAGCGCUUGGGGUCGCGCAAGGGUUGACUUUCCUUCACGGGUGCGCUCAACCCGUUCUUCUUCUCGAUCUUUCGACGCUGACCAUUCACUUGAAGUCGACCACCGAGCCUCAGGUUGGAGAUAUCGAGCUUUGUAAAGUUAUCGAUCCGUCCAAGAGCACGGGGAGCCUUUCUACUGUCGCUGGAUCGGUCGGGUACAUUCCUCCGGAGUAUGCGUAUACUAUGAGGUUGACGAUGUCCGGCAAUGUGUACAGCUUCGGGGUUAUCUUGCUCGAGUUGCUGACGGGGAAACCGCCCGUCAGCGAGGGGGUCGAGUUAGCCAAAUGGGCCCUCAGCUAUUCGACUAGGCGUGAUCAGAGAGAGCAAAUUCUGGACCCGAGGGUUUCAAAAGCAUCACUCGGCGUCCGAUCUCAAAUGCUAUCGGUCUUAAAGGUCGCCCUAGCCUGUGUCAAUUUAUCUCCCGAGGCGAGGCCGAAAAUGCGGCAUGUGUUGAGUAUGCUAUUCAACGCGAAAUGAGAGUUGUUUGUUUUCGGGGUUUCUCAAAAAAUUUGGACAUUACCUAGCCAUACCCUAUGUUGGUGAUAGUUAUGUGGGUUUGGUUCCUUGUUAUAUCGUAAUAUAUACCUUGAAUCCUUGUAAUAUAAUGUGAUAAAAGAUAGUUUUGCCUACUUAGAAAUUAGUAUGGAGAGAGGGGUGGAUUUUGGUGGAAAAAUGUAAUAUGGGAAUUGAAGCAACUUGAUAUGAGCAUCUUUGAUGUUGAAAUUUCAAAGUAUAUUUCUAAGUGCUGAAGCUUUAAGCA
Messenger RNA from Ananas comosus (pineapple), 3628 nucleotides. RefSeq names its product LRR receptor-like serine/threonine-protein kinase GSO1. Gene Ontology annotation, molecular function: receptor serine/threonine kinase binding; protein kinase activity; ATP binding. Lineage: Eukaryota; Viridiplantae; Streptophyta; Magnoliopsida; Poales; Bromeliaceae. The record is from RefSeq and is a predicted model, not a curated record. The coding region runs from base 439 to 3345 and encodes 968 amino acids. Gene Ontology annotation, biological process: protein phosphorylation. The transcript is spliced from 2 exons.